AUGAAUUAGCAACAAUACAACGAAAUGUUUACAGCAUUCUAAACCAACAAGAUUUUGGUAGAACAAUUCGAUAUAUACCUCAAGUAAAAAGUAUUGCUAUUGAUUUUUAUGAAGUGUGGUCAUUUUUAUGAUGAGCAUUUAUUUCAAUAAUUGAUUGAGUUAUCUCUAAAUAAUGGAGUCAUAGAUCUAGAGUGUUUUAUUAAUUAAUACAAUGAGACAGUCGAUACUCUAUAAUAUCGAUCAGAAAUAUUAAAUAAUAAGAUUAAAGAAUUAAGAAUAUUACAUCAGCAAUUGAGUGAUUAGUUAAAUUCGAAUGCCCUGUAACAGAACUCCUUAACACUUUAAAUUAUGGAUUGUCAAAACAUUGAAACUAGAGAUCCCAGCGUUUAUUUAUAAAUCUGUUGUGGACCCAAAACAUACAAGACAAGAACAAUGAAAGGAGUUAGUCCAUAAUUCCAAGAAUAAUUUGAAUUCCCCAUAGACUCUGGUUGUUAGGAUGUUAUAAUAACACUUUUUGAUAGCGUAAGUAAUUGAAUCAACUCUAGAUGAAUGACAAUAUGAUUGGGUACACUCAAUUUUUGAUUUCUGAACUGAGAGAAUAAAAACUAAAAGACAUUAGUGUAAAUUUAUAAAGAUAAGAUAAUAUGAAAAUCAAAACUAAAUUGCAUGUGAUUUUAAAAUUUAAUCAUUCCAAAGUAAGUUUCUUCUAAUUUAGGAAAGCCUAUACAAAUAAGAGCAAUAAAAACUAAAUAACGAAAUAAAUCAGAAUACUUUAGAGGUGAAGGAAACAUAAUAGGCCUUAAAUUGUCUUGCUAAGGUUUUCAGUGGUGGAUGUAUCAAAAUAAGACAAUUGCCUCCAAUUUUGGAGAUUAAAGAAUUUGAAUUGAAAUGUUUGGACAUAUUAAAUGAUGCAUUGUAAGAAAGGAUAUAAGAUUGGGUACCGUUAUUUUACAAAUUAACUGGAUUGGUUGUUGCAUUAUCAGUGAUGAUUAGCUUAUAUAGAUGCUAAUUUUUGGAGGUAUUAACAUGUCAUCAAUAUUAGUUAACAUUAUUAGCAAUUUUAAUGUAACUAUUAAUUUUGAGAGAUAUCAACCAAAAAUGGAUGAGAAUAUUCACAUAUUUAAAUGCUGUCUUAUUCCUUUACGACUUACUCUGGAUUUAUUUAUGUGGAGGAGUAAUUAUUUUAAAUAAUUUUAGAGUAACGGCAUAACCAAAGGAGAAUAACACAUUAACAAAUUUGUCACAGCACUAACUUAUGUUGA
Paramecium octaurelia is the source of this 1262-nucleotide messenger RNA. Lineage: Eukaryota; Ciliophora; Oligohymenophorea; Peniculida; Parameciidae. The record is from the annotation of a GenBank genome assembly.